AUGACUACAAAAAUUGCUAAAAUAAGUAACUUGGCCCUUCACGUCUUCCGCACACACUCUCUACGCGUUGCCAAUGGAGGUGCGGUGUUUCCCGCUGUCGCUGCCACUGCUUCCGCUUGUGACGAUCCCGAAGCAUUGAAGCAUCUUCUUUCUAACGUCGCUGCUCUCACCCUUCACGAUGUUGGCCUCGACUCACCCUUUUCUUUGCCCCCUCCAUGCCAGCUCAACGCACCCGUGGCCUACAUGCACAUAACUGAGAAUGAGGUAUUCUCUAUGGGCAUGUUCAUCCUCCGUCCUGGCUCUCGCAUUCCCCUCCAUGGACAUCCAGGCAUGUUUGGAGUGAUUCGAGUGAUGCAGGGCUCUAUGCGCUGUCGUUCCUUCACUCCUCUUUCUCACAAUAAGUCUCCUACUGGUGCCGGUUCGCAGCCAAGGGCAUUAUCAGACGGCUGUGGUGGCACCGCAGUGAUGUGGCGUCUUGCAACCGCAUCCGACCUUACUGUAGCCGAACCGCACGCGGACAAGCUGCUAGGGGCCUCCGACCGCACCCCCUGUCUCCUUACUCCGUGUACAGGGAACCUACAUGAACUAACAGCAGUGGAGGGAACCGUUGUCUUCCUUGACAUCCUGUCGCCUCCCUAUGACCACGACCUGGGUACACGGGAAUGCCUCUUCUAUCGCGAGAUUGAUUUGCCUCCCUUGAGUGAACCGCAUGACUUCGGUAGGGUGUCUGGACGUCAAAUUCGGAUUCGAGUUACCUUAUCAGCACGGGAGUCUUUGUAA
Messenger RNA from Hydatigera taeniaeformis, 780 nucleotides. Lineage: Eukaryota; Metazoa; Platyhelminthes; Cestoda; Cyclophyllidea; Taeniidae. The record is from the annotation of a GenBank genome assembly.